AUGGGACGACCAGACAGUACACAGGCGCCAAUUCCAGUAUGGGGGGAGUACGACGACGGAAUGCAGUCGAGUGCAGCUCCUCCUCCAUACAGACUCGAAUCGCCAGCAACUUUCAGGACUAUACCAAGCAGAGCAAACUCGCACCAAAAGUACGCUUACGAGAUGUCAUCUCCGAUUAUUUCCUCAAAUCCAUAUGUCAACGCCGGGGAUGCUAGUGCAUCAAGUUCACUCCUCGAGCUUGAUGCUGCAGAAGGCUCAAUACCUCCGUCCGGCGAUACUGGAGUUACUAAUGACGGUCGUAUCGACAUUGAUCUGAAGUCGCGACUCACCAAAACGCUCGUCAAGCUUGUCCCUGAGAAGAACAAAGAGUCAUUUGAGCCCAGCCGCCGGUUAACAACAUACCGAGGCUGGAGUAUAAGGAUGAAUGUCGUCAUUCAGAUAGUGGGCAGUCGUGGUGAUGUACAACCUUUCGUUGCCUUGGGUCAAGAACUACAAAAGUACGGUCAUCGUGUUCGAAUAGCGACCCACAACACGUUCGAGGAUCUCGUCAAGAAGUCAAACCUGGAGUUCUUUCCGAUAGGAGGCGAUCCAAAAGAGCUCAUGGCCUACAUGGUUAAGAACCCUGGACUGAUACCCUCGAUGAAGAGUUUGCGAGAAGGCGACAUCAAGCGUAAACAAAUCAUGAUAUCGGAAAUCCUUGAUGGUUGCUGGAAAUCAUGUGUAGAUGCAGAUCUUGAUUCGAAAGAACCAUUCGUCGCCGAUGCAAUCAUCGCCAACCCACCUAGCUUCGCGCACGUUCACUGCGCACAAGCGCUAGGGGUUCCGCUCCACCUAAUGUUCACCAUGCCGUGGAGUAGCACCAGGGCAUUCCCGCAUCCCCUAGCGAAUUUUAAAAUUGGAGAGAUCGACCCUGCGCUCGUCAAUUACGCAUCAUACGGCAUUGUGGAAUUCCUUACCUGGCAAGGUCUGGGUGCCGUAAUUAAUAAGUUCCGAGCCACUCUAGAUCUGGAACCCGUGCCUACAACAGUCGGGCCUGCGCUUGCAGAGGUGCUAGAGAUACCUUUCACAUACUGCUGGUCACCAGCACUCGUUCCCAAACCCGCGGAUUGGCCUUCGUACAUUGAUGUGUGCGGCUUCUUCUUUCGCGAUCCACCGCCUUACGAGCCUCCAGCAGCAAUCUUCAAGUUUCUCCAAGCCGGUCCGCCACCCAUCUACAUUGGCUUCGGCAGUAUCGUCCUUGAAGACACUACCAAGAUGACUUCGUUGAUUUUGGAAGCUGUGCAACUGUGCGGUGUUCGAGCUGUCGUGUCCAAAGGUUGGAGUAACCUAGGAGAAGGACUCCCUGAAGAGACUGGCGACGUUCUGUUUAUCGGUGACUGUGAUCAUGAAUGGCUGUUCCAGCACGUCACAGCUGUGGUUCAUCAUGGCGGUGCAGGCACAGCUGCUUGUGGACUAAAAAACGCGUGUCCUACCUUGGUAGUGCCGUUCUUUGGUGAUCAGCCAUUCUGGGGAAACAUGAUUGCCGAAGCUGGUGCUGGACCAAGGCCAAUAUCACACAAAUUGCUAUCCAGCCAGAACCUGGUCGAUGCAAUCCAUCUCUGUCUUGCACCCGAGAUGAAGUCUGCAGCUCAGAACAUCUCCUCCCAAAUGGCUGAAGAGCAAGGUCUCAAAGCAGCCGUGCAGUCGUUCCAUGCCAAUCUGCCAUUCGAGGCGAUAGCCUGUAAUGUUCUGCAUGAUCUGCCAGCUGUGUGGGUAUACAAGAAGGCUCCAAUCCGAUUAUCGAAACUCGCAGCACAGAUCCUUCUCGACAAUGGAGUCAUUUCUCCUAAAGACCUCAGCAAUUACCAGACCCAGACAGUGCAUAUCACUGAUCAUCGCUGGGAUCCGAUCACAAGUACUGGCUCUGCAGGCAUGUCGAUCGUUACUAACAUGGGCAGAGCAACGAUCGGUAUGCUUUACGAUCCUUACAAAGAGCUGAAUCGGUCGAAGACCGAAGGAACGAGCGAUUCAGCCCACAACGCCACAACUGCUGGCAGAAUGGCUACCGCAGGAGUGAAGAGUUUCGGAAAAUUCAACAUCGCUCUUUUCAAGGGCUCUAUUGUCGACCUACCCCUUGCAGCAGCUGAAGGUUUCCGAGCUGUUCCAAAGCUAUAUGGAGAAGAAAUCAAGGACCACGGCGAAGUGACAAAUAUCCAGACUGGUUUCGGCAAAGCCGGUAAGAACUUUGCAUUUGGCAUGUACGACGGCUUCUCUGAUCUUUUCGUACGGCCGUACGAGGACGCCAAAAAGGACGGUGCACUAGGAUUUGCGAAAGGUCUCGGCAAAGGCGUACUGGGAUUCACUUCGAAAACGGCUUCCGCUGCUGUCGGCAUCGUCGCGUACCCCGGUGAAGGCAUCUGUAAGAGCAUACGACAUGCAGUAUAUUCGGGUAACAGGAGAGACAUCAAGGCACGCAAGAUGAACGAAGGCGCGUAUCUGGCUCAACGGUCGAAGCUCAACGACGAAGUCAACGGCAUCAUCAAUGCGUUUGAACUCCUCAGAUCUGGACGGGACUGA
Messenger RNA from Ascochyta rabiei, 2556 nucleotides. RefSeq lists its product as uncharacterized. Bases 1 to 2556 code for a protein of 851 amino acids. Lineage: Eukaryota; Fungi; Ascomycota; Dothideomycetes; Pleosporales; Didymellaceae. The record is from RefSeq and is a predicted model, not a curated record. Gene Ontology annotation, biological process: carbohydrate metabolic process. The transcript is spliced from 3 exons. Gene Ontology annotation, molecular function: hexosyltransferase activity; UDP-glycosyltransferase activity.